GGUACGUCAUCCAACAUGGCCGAAUAACCGGCGGGAAAAACAAUCCUAGGAGGCUGUAGUGAAGUUUGGCUGGAAAAUAUUUAGUUAUUUCUGUAAUUAAAAAAUAAGAAUGGAUCCUUCAGAAGUGGAAUUCCUCGCUGAGAAGGAAAUGGUGAAGAUUAUCCCAAACUUUAGUCUUGAUAAAAUUUAUUUAAUCGGGGGAGACCUGGGGCCGUUUAACCCGGGGCUGACGGUGGAGGUGCCCGUGUGGCUGGCGCUCAAUCUGAAGCAGAGACAGAAGUGCAGAAUCGUUCCUCCGGAGUGGAUGGACGCCGAUAAGCUGGAGGAGAUCCGAGAGCAGGAGAGAAGAGAAGACGCCUUCACCCCAAUCCCCAGCCCUUAUUACAUGGAACUGACCAAGUUGCUGCUAAACCAUGCUGCAGACAACAUUCCGAGAGCAGACGAAAUCCGGACUCUGGUCAAAGACAUCUGGGACACUCGCAUCGCAAAACUGCGUCUGUCUGCCGACAACUUCAUCAGAGAACAGGAGGCUCACGCCAGGCUGGAUAACCUGACGCUGCUGGAGAUCAACACCACACGCACGUUUCUGUUGGAUUCUCUGAACUACAUGUACAAACUGCGCUCCAACCUGCAGCCCGGCUCAGGCUCGGGGAAAUCGCAGGAUUAUUAAUCAGCACCAUCAGGACGUUCACGCAGUGUGUUGGUGCAGUGAGGUGAUGUCUCCAGCUGCAACUCAUAGCAGCAUUAAAAGUAUUUAUUUCGGCUUUUCCUCUAUGACGAUGUCUUCGUGGACGCUUCAGCAGCGCCGCUCGGUGGAACGACCUUUGGCUUAUGUGUUACGCAAAUCCUGCAGAGGUCACAUGACUAUAACGCCAAGAGAGACAUGAGACGUGUGUUUUAGUUUGUGUGUAUGAGGGAAGUGUAUUGAUACGCUACGUUCACACUAGCGUGCAACAAAGCAAUUGUUCGUUUUCUACGUACGUGCUCGUCACAGAGACACGAUUUCAUCAGCAACUGAAGUUUGAAUUCAGAUUUUCUUGAUUCUAUGUGAAUUAGCUCUGACGCUGUAAAGCGACAAAUCCAAACGAUUAGCUUGAAUGAUUCCUUGGACCAAUCUUGUGGCACACGUGUUCUGACAUUUCUUCGGAUCCACACACACACACACACACACACACACACACACACACAAAACUUUACCUGUAGCUAGUCGAGUUAGCUAGCUUUACCAAUCUGCCAAGAAACUAGCGCAAAGCCAAGCACAUAAGUUCACGUAAAUCAAACAACCAAUGUUUUUUAGUUCUAGCUUCGUUCUCAGGUUCAAUUAGUACAUACUAGCUACGUACACUCACCAGAGGCACCAGCGAUCUACUUCCGAGCUUUAUUUUUCUUCGUAACUUUUAAUGAGGAGUCAUAUCUGACAGGAUUAUGAUGAAACCACAGCUGUAGGAUUUUCUUCGAAUUUUAUGCGUCAAAGAGGAAAUAAUCGCAGGUAAGAACUAAAGCGGUGAGUGGCGAACUGAAGUAACGUCAUACCAUACGUGCCAGAGGAUUGAUGUGAGGAUUCAUUCAAGCUAAUCGUUUGGAUUUGUCACCUAACCGUGUCAUAACUACUUUGAAUAGGAUUGUGUUGAGAAAACUCAAAUUAAAAUGUCGGAUGUCGCUGAAAACGAAGGUCAUAUGUAGAAAAUACUUACGUAGAAAAUGAACAGCUGCCUGUCGCUUGCUUGCGUGAAUGCAGGUUAAUACUCAUUUGCCACCUACUGGAUGUUUCUUGAACUGCAAUAAUGUACACGCCUAAAUUUAUGGUUAAGUAUGAAAUGUAAAUCUUAUUGUUUAAGGAAAAAGUAAAAAAUUAUUCAGAGCUUAUAAACAGAGUGGGAAAGAGGGUGUGUCCAAACGUUCCAGUUUUAGAUAUGAUUCUUGCUGGGGGAAAAAAUGAGAUUAAAAUUGUACAUGUGACAUCAACACAGACCUCGA
Messenger RNA from Pangasianodon hypophthalmus (striped catfish), 1977 nucleotides. RefSeq names its product GINS complex subunit 2 (gene gins2). Lineage: Eukaryota; Metazoa; Chordata; Actinopteri; Siluriformes; Pangasiidae. Gene Ontology annotation, biological process: double-strand break repair via break-induced replication; DNA replication. The transcript has 5 exons. Gene Ontology annotation, cellular component: GINS complex; nucleus. The record is from RefSeq and is a predicted model, not a curated record. The coding region runs from base 110 to 670 and encodes 186 amino acids.